AUGAAUUCAAGAAAAUCACUUUUUCCUGAUUCUUCAUUAGUUCCACUACAUUUUGAUUCUUCAUUAUCUUUUUUAUUUGGAAAUAAAUCAGAAAAACCAAAUCAAGAUCAAUCAUUGAACGCGGUAUUAGGAGGUAAUUUACAUCAAUUAAAACCAGAACAAGUUUGGAAAAUCAUUCUGACCAAAUAUAAUAAUGAUCCUAUCCAAUUGAUUCAACAAUUAUCAUUAGAUUUAAUGAGAAAAGAAACUGAAUUAGUUGUAUUACGACAAGAGAAAUUCCGUCGAGAACAAAAAUUAUAUAAAUUAUUACAAAAAUUAGGCAAUCUUUCUACGAUUGAAAUUGAUCAAGAAUUAAAUCAAGUUGAUGAUAAAUUGAAUAAAAAUAUUGAUCAUAUAAUUCAUGAUAUGAUACAAGUGGCUAUCGAUGAUGAAAUUGUACCGACAACACCAAAGGAAAAAUCUAAGGAACGUUUUCAAACAAAUAAGAAAAGACAAGAUCCAUCAAAGAAUGUCAAAGAUUCAAAAUAUAAAGACCAGAGAAAAUCAAAGUCCAAGAUAAUUGAAAAAUCUGAUAACCAACAGCCACCUGAAUCAAAAAAUUCCUAUUUUAGCAGAACUAACUCAUUAACAGAAAUCUCCAUACCUAAGGCACCAGUUGAAUUACAAAAUUUUAGAAGUCAAUUAUCAUUACAACAUCCUGGUCCUGAGAAGAAACCCAAUUCUUCUCGAUUGUCUUUACUUGUACAAAAUGAAGAAGUAGAUAUUGAUAAAUAUGGAUUUGUUAAAGAAGUCAGAAGUAAUACACCAAUGACCAUUCGGUCAUCAACUUCAUCUCCUUCCCCUAAUAAUGGACAACACCCUGAACCAUCCAAUGAAUCAUCAGCAAUACUUAUAAACAAUCACAACAGUCAUUCUAAAUUACAUUUGAUUGAUCAAUUGAAACAAAUAUCUCAAAUCCACGAUUCAACAAAUUUAUAUAUUGAAAAGGAAUGGGAGAGUUUAAUUAAUGAUAUUAAUCGACAAUUUUAUACCAAUUAUUAUCAAAAUAAUGGACCAAAACAAGAUGAUGGCCACAAAAACAGUAACACCAACAAUGAUAACAAUAAUGAUGAUCGAGAAUUAUAUUGGAAAUUUGGUGUUAGAGGAAGUAAUCUUUUACAAUUGAAAAAUCAUCAACAAUUAUAUUCUUCAUUUAUAAAUUUAAUUAAUCAAUAUGGAAUACCAAAUAAGUAUCGACGAAUAUUAUGGUUAGAAUUAUCAGGGGCCAAUAAUAUUCGAAUUAAUGGCGAAUAUCAAGAACUACAACUGCAACUACAGGUAAAUAAUCAGAAUAAUGAUGAAAUUAAUGCCUUAAUACAAUCAAAUAUAGAACAAAUUGAUUUAGAUUUACAUCGAACUUUGCCUUCGAAUUUUUAUUUUAAUAAUUUUUUAGAAUUAAAACCAGGUAUUAAAUUCUAUAAAUUACAACGAAUAUUAUAUACUUUUGUUAAAAGAAAUCCUCAUGUUGGUUAUGUUCAAGGUAUGAAUAAAAUUGUUGGGACACUAUUACUACUAGACGAUGAUAAUAAUAAUGACAAGGACAAGGACAGUUCUGACGGUCACGAUGACCUUGAGGAAGAUAUAUUUUGGCUUUUCAUUGGUCUUGUUGAAGAAAUUUUACCUAAAUAUACUUGUAAUGACAAAAUAUUUUUCAAUUCCAUUGAUGAAAUUUAUCAAGAUAAUUUAAUUUUAAAAAAAUUAUUAUUACCCGAUUUAUUACCUGAUUUAUCAAUUCAUUUAAAUAAAUUUAAUAUUGAAAUUGAAAUUUUAUCAAUGAAUUGGUGGUUAACUUUAUUUAUUGAUUUAAAAUUUAUUGAAUUAGAUACUUGGUUUAAAAUUUUUGAUAAUUUAUUAAUCACCAAUAUUGAAAGUAAUAAUAAUAACGACGAACAAGAAGAAAAACAAAAAGAUAGCCUUGUCAAUUAUCAAAGAAUUAUAUUACCGGCUAUGACAUUAGCUAUAUUUAAAAAUUUAGAAAAUCAUUUGAUCAGUUUAAAUUCUCGUGAUUUAAUUUAUCAAUUUUUAAAUCAUGGUGAUGAUAAAUUUAAAUUUAAAAUUAAAUUUAAUGAUUUAAUGAAAUAUUAUAUUUAUUUUUCAAAACGUAAAGAAGUAUUAGAUGCAUUUCGAUAA
Molecule: messenger RNA, 2169 nt
Organism: Candida dubliniensis CD36
Lineage: Eukaryota; Fungi; Ascomycota; Pichiomycetes; Serinales; Debaryomycetaceae
Exons: 1
Coding region: 1-2169 (722 amino acids)
Biological process (GO): activation of GTPase activity
Molecular function (GO): GTPase activator activity
Source: RefSeq, a predicted model, not a curated record